Molecule: messenger RNA, 1425 nt
Organism: Solea senegalensis (Senegalese sole)
Lineage: Eukaryota; Metazoa; Chordata; Actinopteri; Pleuronectiformes; Soleidae
Gene: odr4
Product: odr-4 GPCR localization factor homolog
Exons: 14
Coding region: 81-1373 (430 amino acids)
Biological process (GO): intracellular protein localization
Cellular component (GO): endomembrane system
Source: RefSeq, a predicted model, not a curated record
CGCGCAGAGCAUCACGGGAGGUUGUGUUGUCUCUACUCUGCUGACGAACCACUGUCCCAUCUGUCAAAUUUAAAGACAGAAUGGGUCGUGGUUAUAUAGUAGACGAUGCUGUGGAGCGAUAUCUGUCUGCACUGUGUGGACAACCAACAGUCCCAGUCACAGGACUACUUAUUGGACAGAGCACAACCCAGAGGGAUUUUGUCGUCAUGGCAACUCGCACACCGCAGAGGGAGGAGUCUACCACAGCAACCGGAAACUCUGUGGACAAGGACUGGGUGACUGAGCAUGCUCGACAGGUGUCCAGGAUGCUGCCUGGAGGUCUGUCUGUAUUAGGAGUCUUCAUCAUCACUGAGAAUGAUGGUAAAGAAACGCAAGCAACACUCCGACAGCUGGUAUUUGCGGUAGAUAACCUGAUCUCCUCGGAGCAUUUGUGGAAACCUGCAGAUGAUGACGUCACAGAAUGUGUCACACUGCACGUCAACCCCAAAACCCGAAAAACCACCUGCAGAACAUUUGAAGUCAAAGACCCCAAGAGCACGGCCAAGCCUGCAGACUGGAAGUACCAGUGCGGUGUGUGCUCCUCCUGGGUCAUGGUGUCGUGUUGGCUAAAUGUGGACAUGUUGGUACCACUACCAAACAACAGAACCAGUGCAGAAUACAUGGCUACAUGUGUUAAGGAGGGAUUGAAAGCUUGGGCUCAUCAGAUUGACAACAGCGUUUGUUUAAUUGACGGAAAAAAGCUGCCAGAGGACACAGAACUCACAGCAGGGCAGAAGAGGAACGUGAAACAGACGUACACGACUCAACUGCUCAUCAUGCCAGAGGAACUGAGAUCAGCAGAUGUGAUCCAGAGUUGUGGAGGCAGCAUGUCGGUCAGAGGAACAAUCCACAGCAGAGUUUACCUACACAGCAACAAGCCAAAGUCCAAACUGGCUGAGAAGCUGCUAAAGAGAGAUGUGGUUUCUACGGUGGCCACAAGGGUUCAAAUGCUUAUGGAGGAGCUGCAGGCGUCAGAGGAGGAGAGCAAGAGCAGAGAAACGCAGCUGACUGAACAACUCCCUCGUCGUGUCUUCUGUCCUGUCAAAGCGACUGGACCAUUGUGUGUGUGUGACUACCAGUUCAGUGACGAGGACCUGUGUGAGGUGACUGACAGGCUGAAAGAGAUGCUCGACAUCGAUGCAGCUGAAGAAGACUUGGACACCAGGCAGGAGAUGACUGCUGACAUCGCAGAGAGCAGAGUUAAAGAAGAGGCAACUGUGGAAACUGUCAACGCUCUGGAGCCAAAGAGAAAAGGCUUCACUGGUGUUGCCAUAGCUACUGCCGCCGCCGUACUUGCCGCUGCUGCCUCAAUGCUCUAUCUCAAUGACGUCUGACAUGUACAAACUGGUACAAACACGCACCAGAAUAAAGUGUUUUUGUGUUGAA